Papaver somniferum (opium poppy) is the source of this 3038-nucleotide messenger RNA. Its product is annotated as GPI mannosyltransferase 3-like. The coding region runs from base 1138 to 2766 and encodes 542 amino acids. NCBI's taxonomy places the organism in Eukaryota, Viridiplantae, Streptophyta, Magnoliopsida, Ranunculales, Papaveraceae. Gene Ontology annotation, cellular component: endoplasmic reticulum membrane. Gene Ontology annotation, biological process: GPI anchor biosynthetic process. Gene Ontology annotation, molecular function: alpha-1,2-mannosyltransferase activity. The transcript is spliced from 11 exons. The record is from RefSeq and is a predicted model, not a curated record.
UUCAAACCCAACCGUAACACAUUCAGAAAUUGAAUGUUGAUAGACUGAACCUUCAUUAAUGAUUGAAUGAUGUUGUUGAUUGGAGUCAUUGUAUUCUUUUUCAACCUUUUUCUUCUUCCCCGUUUUUAACAUAGAUUUUAAUCGACGAUUAUUGGUUAAUCGAAGACCCUAAAUUUUCAAUUAAAGAAAAAAAGUAGGAAAAUAUUUUUUUUCUACUAUUGAGGAGAUGGAGAUCGAAGAAGAGAAGAAGUUGUUUUGGUUUGAAACAAAAUUAGGUUAGGUUUUGUUUGGUUAUUAGGUUUUCACUUGAUGUCUAACUUAGACAUUUUUGAUUGCAUUAAAACACUCCCUAAUCAAUUUUUUAGUCAUUAGAAAUCCAUGUGAAGCCCCUCUAUUGAAAUGUGACGCCCUAAUAAUAGGCUUCAAAUUAGAGCAUUCACUACUUUCCAAGUAAUUCCAAGUAAUUCGUUGGAUCAACAUUUAGAAUUCAGAAUUUGAUUGGGGCCGGAGUUCGGUAAGUUGGCCUUUUUUUAUCUGCUUUACUAUUUUCAACGAACACCAGCAAGCAACACCUUCACCACUCCACCACCACCACCUGCGAUUCAAAGCCAAUUCUCCUUAAGUUUCUAUCAAAAAAAAAUAAAAAAAAUUCUGUUACCACGCCCUCCUCCUCCUUUCCAUCACCCUAAUUUCGUCAAACAUUUACAAAAAGCUUUACCGAGAAUCUGAGCUCUCUCUUUCAAUUCGAUUUCACUUUCAAAUCAAGUUUUAUCACAAAUAACGGGUCUGCUUCAAAUUUCGUUGUCCACAACUUACUUCACUAAUUUGAGUAGAUUCAGAUGAUUUGGGAUUCACAACUCCGGGGUUUUAAACAUCAAACUUUUCGCCAGAAUUCCAAAUAGCAGUAGGGUGUGACAAUAUUCGUAGGAGCUCUAGAAUCAUAGAAAAACUUCGGCAUCAUGCAUCAACAUGGAAUUGAUCCAGAAUUGGCACAAGGUGCUUUAUGAAGUAUAUAGAUCUCCUUCACAAAGAACAAACAACUGAAAGCUUGAAAGGUACCACAGAAAGGUUGAAGAGAGCCCUAACAGGCCUUGGAGGACCGAACCCACGUAUAUACGUUUGCUGAUAGGUAUAAUUAUGAAGAGAAAACCAUGUUCAGUAGUUCCACCAACUGAAGAUCACGAUGAGAAACCCAAUUUGUUUAAAAGGAAAGACGACGAAACCACCUCUAAGGCUGGCUUCUUUUCAUCGUCAAAGCAAAUUCUGACAUUAUGCUUGGUAUUCCGGAUGGUGAACUCAUUGUUGGUGCAAACUUAUUUCAAUCCCGAUGAACAUUGGCAAGCACUUGAAGUGGCCCACCGUAUUGCAUUCGGAUAUGGGCACUUAACAUGGGAAUGGUCAAAGGGAAUUCGCAGUUACUUGCAUCCAAUGAUGUUUGUCCCUCUAUAUAAGUUUCUCUCCUUUUUUGGUCUUGAUGCUCCCUGGUUCAUGAUUAGAGCACCCCGGCUUUUGCAGUCUGUGAUUUCCUCAGUUGGUGAUUUUUACUUGUACAAACUUGCUCAUCGCAUAUUUGGCGAGCGUGUUGCGCAGUGGACACUCUUUUCUCAAUUGGUGAACUGGUUCACAUUCUUCUGUUUCACUCGAACCUUAUCAAAUAACCUGGAGACAGUUUUGACGCUCGUAGGUUUAUACUACUGGCCCUCUUUCAGACACUCUUCUAAACAUUUUCUUCUGGCUUCAAGAAAAUGGGGUUUGGUCGUAGCAGCCCUAGCUUGCGCCGUUCGGCCUACUAGUGCUAUCACAUGGUUGUAUGUUGGUCUUUUGGAGCUGUUUGAAACGAAGGAUCGAAUAAAAUUCAUAUUUCUUGAGAUUGCCCCUAUUGGAUCGCUGGUGCUUGGGUUCACAUGCUUAGUGGAUUGGCUUAUGUAUGGCUCAUGGAUAUUUGUUCCUCUUAAUUUUCUCAAAUUCAAUUUUCUUUCUUCCGGUGGAGACUAUUAUGGAACGCACAAGUGGCAUUGGUACUUCACUCAGGGGUUUACCGUCAUGCUCUUCACAUUCAUACCCUUCACCAUAGCUGGCGUUUUUAAGUCCAGGCAAUGGAAGCUUUUUGGCCUGAUGGCAUGGGUUUUAGGACUUUAUAGCAUGCUUGGGCACAAAGAAUUCAGGUUUGUCAUGCCCGUGCUACCAAUAGCUUUAAUGUUCUCUGGAUAUUCAUUAGCGUCACUGGAAGAUACUGUCUCUAAGGAUAUUAAUAGAAAAAUCUCAUCAGAUUUGCGAAACAAGUGUCCUUCUAGAAUGCAGUUUGGUCUAUUUUUUCUUCUUGUAACAAAUCUCCCAAUGGCGUUAUAUAUGAGUUUAGUUCAUCAGAGAGGAAGUGAAGAUGUUAUGAACUUUUUAUCACACGAAGCCCUCGAAGAUAGAGUUAAGAGUGUCCUUUUCUUGACGCCCUGCCAUGCUACACCAUACUAUUCCACAUUGCAUCGCAACUUGCCCAUGCGUUUUCUUGAUUGCUCUCCAAGUGAGAGUAGGGAAACACUUGAUGAAUCAGAUCGUUUCAUGAUCGACCCAGUUGGAUUUUUGUCUGAUAUGGUAAAGGGUUGGGCUGUACCUAGUCACAUAGUAUUAUUUGAUUCCCAAGAAAAACAACUCAAGGAAUUUCUGAUCUCCCAUUCAUUUAUAGAGAUAAAAAGGUUUUUCCAUGCUCACUUCAAGGUUGAUCGAGAGCUUCAAGGAUCCAUUGUUGUGUACACCCUAACAAGCCAAUAGUUUAUCAAUGUAACCUUUCGCAUUUGUCAGAUUAAAUUACCUUAAAUUAUCUAAACCAACUGAUUCUUAGCAAGUUAGUUUUGUUAGUUUUCAGUUCUGUAUGAAGUCUGAGUGUUUGAAGGGAUGUCGAGACUUGAAUGAAAAUUUAAUUUUAGUUUCAUCCGAAGAAUCCUUUGUAAUGUAUGAGAGAGUUGCAACGAGUCUUUUUGGUUCUUUAAGCUUUGUAUGUCAAAAGAAAAAAUGUUAAUCAGUAAUGGCUGUAAUUGAUGGAA